Gloeophyllum trabeum ATCC 11539 is the source of this 1697-nucleotide messenger RNA. Its product is annotated as catalase. Bases 44 to 1591 code for a protein of 515 amino acids. Gene Ontology annotation, molecular function: heme binding; catalase activity. Gene Ontology annotation, biological process: hydrogen peroxide catabolic process; response to hydrogen peroxide. Gene Ontology annotation, cellular component: peroxisome; cytoplasm; mitochondrion. The transcript has 11 exons. The record is from RefSeq and is a predicted model, not a curated record. NCBI's taxonomy places the organism in Eukaryota, Fungi, Basidiomycota, Agaricomycetes, Gloeophyllales, Gloeophyllaceae.
GACCCGCCCCCUUCUCUCCUUCCACCAUCAGAGUAUCGCCAGGAUGCCGUCCAAGCAGGUUUUCGAGACGAAAGACGAGGCGGUUUACACGACCUCCAACGGCGCCCCCGUGAAGGAGCCGUAUGCAGCUGAGCGGGUCGGGUUCAAUGGUCCUCUGCUCCUCCAAGACUUCCACCAUAUUGACUUGCUCGCCCACUUUGACCGCGAGCGUAUCCCCGAACGUGUCGUCCACGCCAAGGGUGCCGGUGCCCACGGCUACUUCGAGGUCACCCACGACAUCACCGACUUGACGUGCGCGGCGCUGUUCAAGAAGGUCGGCAACCGCGCCCGCGCGACCGUCCGUUUCUCGACUGUUGGUGGCGAGUCCGGGUCUGCCGACACUGCUCGUGACCCCCGUGGGUUCGCCAUCAAGCUGAGAACGGAGGAGGGUAACCUGGACUGGGUGUUCAACAACACUCCGGUCUUCUUCAUCAGGGAUCCCGCCAAGUUCCCGCACUUUAUCCACACUCAGAAGCGCGAUCCCCAGACGCACUUGAAGGAUGCGGACAUGUUCUGGGACUACCUCUCGCAAAACCCCGAAUCCAUCCACCAAGUCAUGAUCCUGUUCUCCGACCGUGGAACCCCCGACGGGUACCACCAGAUGCACGGCUACUCCGGCCACACAUUCAAGUUCGUGAACGACAAGGGUGACUGGUACUACGUUCAGAUCCACUUCAUCGCAGACAAGGGCUUCAAGACUCUCGACAACGAGCAGGCCGGCAAGUUGGCGGGCGACAACCCCGACUACGGUAUCCAGAGCUUGUUCGAGGCUAUCGAGAGCAAGCAGUACCCGUCCUGGACCGUCUACGUCCAAACCAUGACCCCCGCGCAAGCCGAGUCCUUCCGGUACAGCGUCCUCGACUUGACCAAGAUCUGGCCGCACUCGCAGUUCCCCCUCCGCCCUAUCGGCAAGCUCGUCCUGAACGAGAACCCCGCCAACUACUUCGCUGAGAUCGAGCAGGCUGCCUUCUCCCCGUCGCACAUCGUCCCCGGUAUCGAGCCCUCUGCCGACCCCGUCCUCCAAUCGCGCUUCUUCUCCUACCCCGACACCCACCGUCAUCGUCUCGGCGUCAACUACCAACAGUUGCCCGUCAACGCGCCGAUCGUCCCGAUCGCGAACUUCCAGCGUGACGGUUUCAUGGCCUUCAACAACCAGGGUGCCCGGCCCAACUACCAGAGCUCGAUCAGCCCGCUCAAGUACAAGGCCAAGCCCUACAGCUCUCUCCAGCACGAGACCUGGAUCGGCAACUCCAUCGCGCACCUCAGCGAGAUCACGGAGUUGGACUUCGAGCAGCCUCGUGAGCUGUGGCAGAAGGUCUUGGACGACACGCACAAGGCCCAUCUUGUCCACAACGUUGCCGUCCACCUCGUCAACGCCAAGAGCGCGGAAGUCAAGGCCAGGCAAUUGUCCGUGUUUGCUGCUGUCGACCAGGACCUCUCGGACAGGAUCGCGAAGGCGAUCGGCGCGCCCACGGUGCAGCCGUUGAAGGUGAAGCCGGCUUCUGAGGCCAUUCCUUUCAAGACGAACAUCGGGAAGUCCCAGAACUUCUGAGCGGGUCGAUGGUUUCGGCGGAUGAGCACUCCAUUAACAUAGAAUAGCAAGGAAACGGUGUUGUACAUCUACUUCAUAUCAUUGUAGGAACAGAUUUGUCCUCUCA